Molecule: messenger RNA, 1666 nt
Organism: Linum tenue
Lineage: Eukaryota; Viridiplantae; Streptophyta; Magnoliopsida; Malpighiales; Linaceae
Source: the annotation of a GenBank genome assembly
CCAGUUUCAGUUUCUCCAUCCAACGACGCCCGGUCGCCCGCUCUCGCCAGUCGCCACCAAUUCGCUGCUGCUCCGCUUUCUCGUCUCCGUCCGCUGCCAAGUCGCGGUAACCUCGUAUCGUAAAGCCCUUUUACCACUCCACAGUCAAAAUCAAUGGAGAUAGAAGAGCGUCAGGCGCAAUUCAUCCAGCAGUUCGUGGAGCAAGCGUCGGCGAUCGACGGCGGCCCUGCCUCUUCUCCCUCUCUCGCUCGCCUCGUCGUCGAAUCCACCUCGCACCCUUCAGUCUUCUCCUUCGGCGAGAUUCUUGCCCUCCCAAAUCUCCUCCAGGUUCAAGGAACCGAGAAUUCGGCGUACGUCGAUCUCCUGAAACUGUUUGCUUAUGGAACGUGGAAGGACUACAAAGGGAAAUCGAGUGUACUGCCGCAGUUGAAACCGGAUCAAAUUGUUAAGCUGAAGCAGCUCACUGUGCUUACUGUCGCUGAGACUAGCAAGGUUGUUUCCUACAAUACACUUUUGGAGGAACUUGAAUUUUCUAACGUGCGUGAGCUCGAGGACUUCCUUAUUGAUGAGUGUUUGUACGCGGGGAUAAUCAAAGGGAAGUUGGAUCAAUCAAAGCGAUGUUUCCAGAUUGAAUUUGCAGCAGGGAGGGACCUGGUCCCCGGUGAACUUGAAGCUGUGAUAGAGACUGCAAGAAAUUGGUUGGCAACUUCAGAUAAUUUGCUUCCCUUGAUUGAAGACAAGAUUAGACAGGCGAAUGAAAUGGAUCAAUUGGAGAAGCAGCAUCAGAUGGAUGUCAAGGAAAGUAUUGAAAUAGCAAGGAAGAAUCUCCAUUCGAAUGUGAGUUCAUCUCGGCGUUUCUCAAAUCCGGUAUCUGUUGGUCUAUAUGUUAAGCCGGCCAUCAUGACAUCAGUAGUCCCCGUUUUCUUGAUGAUGGAGACUUGGAUAACCAAGACGAGCGCUUUCACUACAAAAAGACGACGAAAGCCAGACGCUCUACAGGUGGACGCUCUGCCACCCGAUACACCAGAAUGUGAAGAGAAGGUCAGCCUCUGCUGCUGAUCGCUUUUAUUUUGAAUACCCCUGUCUGAUGCAAUUUUAUAUCUCGGUUUAGCCUUCAAUUGCAUUUACAGUUACAGCGAUUUAGUCUUUCAGAUGUCUAGGUUUUCCCCCUUUGGUCAAUGUAAAUACGUGGUGGAGUGAACUACUUCUUUCAGUUCAUCAGUUUAGUUUUUCCCUGCAUAGCAUAUUUAUAUCCACAACGAAAAUGGAUCUAUGACAGUUCCGAACGGUAAUGGGAAUCAUGUCCUCGUUCUUGACUGGGAGGGGAGGUAUCUCUUUAGUUGUUCAUUCUGCUCGUAAGUUUGAUCUUUGAAGGUCCCUUGCGGUGUUAGUGUUAUUCUCACUCUGCGUCUGCGAUAUCGGGAAUUGCAGACGUGUUUUCUGGGCCCUCGAAAAGUAGGAUAGAAGGUUUGGGCUUUGGAUUCCAUGUACCCACAUGGACCUUAAACCUUUGCAAGCCUGCCUAGCCCGUUCGAUGCACGCUGGACUUUCGUCCCGGGAUGGAAACGGAUUAGCAUCCGCAUUCUGGAUAAAAUUAAGUUGACACAAUAUUUUUUAUUAUAAGAGUAAUAUGGAUUUGAUUUUUAUAGUUAGGUGCUACUUGAGG